Pelobates fuscus (common spadefoot toad) is the source of this 1786-nucleotide messenger RNA. It is a transcript of the gene TUBE1, whose product is annotated as tubulin epsilon 1. Gene Ontology annotation, biological process: mitotic cell cycle; microtubule cytoskeleton organization. The transcript has 12 exons. The record is from RefSeq and is a predicted model, not a curated record. Gene Ontology annotation, molecular function: structural constituent of cytoskeleton; GTP binding. Gene Ontology annotation, cellular component: cytoplasm; microtubule. NCBI's taxonomy places the organism in Eukaryota, Metazoa, Chordata, Amphibia, Anura, Pelobatidae. The coding region runs from base 123 to 1544 and encodes 473 amino acids.
GCUUCUGUUUGGUCCGACAGUGAAACUGUUCCGUGCGUGUACUUGCUUUUGGUAACAAAGGUUCCUGAGGGUUUUAGUGCUCUGUGUUCUGACAGUGGCUGGAGAGUACAGUUGGUGCUGACAUGACCCAGUCUGUUGUAGUGCAAGUUGGGCAAUGUGGCAAUCAGAUUGGCUGCAGAUUCUGGGACCUGGCAUUGAGGGAGCAUGCAGCUGUCAACAAGAAAGGAAUUUAUGAUGAUGCACUAUGCAGCUUCUUUAGAAAUGUUGAUACAAGAGCUGAAGCUGGCAGUGCAGAUAUUCAGAAAGGCAAAAUCUGCUCACUUAAAGCCAGAGCUGUAUUAAUAGAUAUGGAAGAAGGAGUAGUGAAUGAGGUGCUACAGGGACCUCUCCGUGACUUGUUUGACAGUAAACAGUUAAUUACAGAUGUUUCUGGUUCUGGAAACAACUGGGCUGUUGGAAAUAAACUCUAUGGUGGUCAGUAUCGUGAGCAAAUAGUUGAAAAUCUGAGGAGGACAGCUGAACACUGCGAUUGUCUUCAGUGUUUCUUUGUUAUCCAUUCCAUGGGAGGAGGUACAGGGUCUGGUUUAGGUACAUUUGUGUUGAAUGUACUUGAAGAGGAAUUUCCAGAGGUCUAUAGAUUUGUGACUUCUGUAUACCCAUCUGCAGAAGAUGAUGUCAUCACAUCUCCCUACAACAGUGUUUUGGCCAUGAGAGAACUUACUGAACAUGCAGACUGUGUGCUACCAAUAGAAAAUCAGUCACUAGUGGACAUCGUGAAAAAAAUUCAGCAAAUGGCAAACUCUGGAAAACUUGGAACUUUUAAGCAAAAUAGUCUUGUGACUUCUAGCAAAGGUGGUGUCAAUGAGGGUGAGAAGCCAUUUGAUGCAAUGAACAACAUUGUGGCUAACCUACUCCUAAAUUUAACAAGUUCUGCCAGAUUUGAAGGGUCGCUUAACAUGGAUCUAAAUGAAAUAAGCAUGAAUUUAGUUCCUUUCCCUCAACUUCAUUACCUGACAUCAAGCCUGACUCCUCUUUAUACACUGGCUGAUGUUAAUGUGCCUACUCGAAGGUUGGACCAGAUGUUUUCUGAUGCUUUCAGUAAAGAUCACCAAUUGAUCCAUGCUGACCCAAAACAUAACCUCUACCUUGCAUGUGCAUUAAUGGUGCGAGGAAAUGUCCAGAUAUCCGACCUUCGCAGGAACAUUGAAAGGUUGAAACCAUCUCUGCAAUUUGUGUCCUGGAAUCAAGAAGGUUGGAAGACUGGUCUGUGUUCAGUUCCUCCUGUGGGCCAUACCCAUUCUUUAUUGGCACUGGCAAAUAACACCUGUGUGAAGCCUACUUUUAUAGAACUUCGAGACAGGUUCAAUAAGCUGUACAGGAAGAAGGCCCACCUUCACCAUUACCUACAAGUGGACGGAAUGGAACAAAGCUGUUUUAGCCAAGCUCUUUCUUCUUUGUCAACUCUUAUAGAGGAAUACCACCAGCUUGAUGCCACCAAAGGGAUGCCAAACCAAGUUCCUCCUAGACUGAACAUAGCUGUAUGACAUUGUCUAACUUUUGUCAACCGAGUACUUUUAUAAGAAAUAAUAUUUGAUCAAUACAGAUGGAAAACAAAUUAGCCUAAUCCUGUGUUUCCAUCUGCCAUUUAUGUCACUUGAGUACAUAUCAACUACAAGAUAUGUCUCACAAGCACUGGCCUAUUCACAUACAAUUCAUAAUGUAUAAACCAGGUUUGAGACAAAAGAACAAACAAUACAGUACAAUUAUGAUGUCUAUUGAACUUUAA